GGUUCAGUAUCUGCCGAAACCGGUUCUGCUCAGGUGCUCGGGAAGCAGGAGACCUGCCGGGUCACCUUCAGGUGGUGGUCCCUCAAGUCCAUCAGCAGCUCCAGGAUAUGGUGUGACCCGGAUGUCCUGGCGUCCACAGUACCGCAGCUCCAAGUUCCGGAACGUCUACGGGAAGGUGGCCAACCGGGAGCACUGCUUCGACGGUAUCCCCAUCACAAAAAAUGUGCACGAUAACCACUUCUGUGCUGUCAACACCCGCUUCUUGGCCAUUGUCACCGAGAGCGCGGGAGGUGGCUCCUUCCUGGUCAUCCCCCUGGAGCAGACGGGCAGGAUUGAACCCAACUACCCCAAGGUCUGUGGUCACCAGGGCAACGUGCUGGACAUCAAGUGGAACCCAUUCAUUGACAACAUCAUUGCCUCGUGCUCAGAGGACACAUCGGUGCGGAUCUGGGAGAUCCCCGAGGGGGGGUUGAAGCGGAACAUGACAGAGGCUCUCCUGGAGCUGCACGGGCACAGCCGGCGCGUGGGGCUGGUCGAGUGGCACCCCACUACCAACAACAUCCUAUUCAGUGCUGGCUAUGACUACAAGGUCCUCAUCUGGAACCUGGACGUGGGUGAGCCGGUGAAGAUGAUAGACUGCCACUCGGAUGUGAUCCUCUGCAUGUCCUUCAACACGGACGGCAGCCUGCUCACCACCACGUGCAAGGACAAGAAGCUUCGUGUGAUCGAGCCCCGCUCCGGCCGCGUCCUGCAGGAGGCAAACUGCAAAAACCACAGAGUGAACCGGGUGGUGUUCCUGGGAAACAUGAAACGGCUUCUCACGACAGGGGUCUCCAGGUGGAACACGAGACAAAUCGCCCUCUGGGACCAGGAGGACCUGUCCAUGCCCCUGAUCGAGGAGGAAAUUGAUGGGCUGUCAGGCCUCCUGUUUCCCUUCUACGAUGCUGACACCCACAUGCUCUACCUGGCUGGAAAGGGAGAUGGAAACAUCCGGUACUACGAGAUCAGCACUGAGAAGCCCUUCUUGAGUUACCUCAUGGAGUUCCGCUCCCCAGCCCCACAGAAAGGCCUAGGGGUCAUGCCCAAGCAUGGGCUGGAUGUGUCAGCCUGCGAGGUGUUCCGCUUCUACAAGCUGGUGACUCUCAAGGGCCUGAUCGAGCCCAUCUCUAUGAUCGUGCCCCGGAGGUCGGAUUCCUACCAGGAAGACAUUUACCCCAUGACGCCAGGCACGGAGCCAGCUCUGACCCCCGAUGAAUGGCUGGGGGGCAUCAACCGAGAUCCUGUGCUGAUGUCUUUGAAGGAAGGCUAUAAGAAGUCCUCAAAAAUGGUAUUUAAGGCUCCCAUCAAAGAAAAGAAGAGCGUUGUGGUCAAUGGAAUAGAUUUAUUAGAGAAUGUCCCGCCCAGGACAGAGAACGAGCUCCUCCGAAUGUUCUUCCGGCAGCAGGAUGAGAUCCGGCGGAUGAAAGAGGAGCUGGCCCAGAAGGACAUCCGCAUUCGGCAGCUGCAGCUGGAGCUGAAAAACUUGCGCAACAGCCCCAAGAACUGUUAGCUCCCCGGCGGGGCUGCCUUCUAAGCUGACCUCCGAUCUCUCCGUGGUGUCUCCGCGCCCCUAACUCCCCCUUCUCCGGCGCCCCCAGAGACAGAGCGGGGACUGGAGCUGGGGAACAGCCUGACAACCCCCACCUGGCCGCCGCCAGGACUGGAAGCUGACCUUUGACCUCUCGACCUCCUGCUGAGAAAGUCCCCAGCCUCUCCUGGAGACCCACCGCUGGAGACCCACCCCUGCCCUGCCUUUGCCUGGGAGGGGCGAAGACCAUGGACUCCCUGCAGGGCGCCCUCAAAGGACCAGGGAGCAGAGGGCCAAGCCAGGACCCCAGCAGAUGGAGAACUUGAAGUUUUCGCCCCCACCAAGGGGCUGCCGGGACAUCUCGGCACUCCCUGCCCGGGCUCACAGCAUCCCUGCCGUUGGCGCAAUAAGGGCUGGAUUACCGGCCCGGGCUGUCCAGCCUCCCCCGCCCCCGCACCUCCCUCCCUUCCCUGGCCAGCCUGGCAAGCCUGACUCACCUGACAAGGGUUGCAAGCAGCCCAGCUCCUUUCUGUCUCUUGCCCCCUCUCUCUUGUCUUCAGGGAAUUAAGAGGAUUGCUCACCAAGGCCAUAAUGACCCCUUGCCUUCCCAUGAUUCUCUUCAAAGCUCUUGGAACACCCCUUUCCCGUUUAAUUUGUGAGGUAGGCAGGGUAGGGAAUAGUGUCCCCAUUUUACGAAGGACAGAACUGAGGGUUGCAAUGGGGAAGUGACUUACGAAGUCUCCCAGAAGGUCAACAGUUGACCCAGGACCAGGACCCAGCAUGUCCAGACUCUGGGCCAGGGCCCUUCCCACCGCAUCAAGAUGCCAGUCGCAUGGGGGCUUCCCCAGCGCCCAAGUCUCUGUGGAGAAUGAGAACUGGAAGCCACUUGCUACCAUCUGCCCAACACCGUAGUGCCAAUGUGUCACACCGCCCGGUUGAGGCCCCUCCCACUCAGUGCCCCUACCCGCUCCCGGCCC
Messenger RNA from Callorhinus ursinus (northern fur seal), 2544 nucleotides. NCBI's taxonomy places the organism in Eukaryota, Metazoa, Chordata, Mammalia, Carnivora, Otariidae. The record is from RefSeq and is a predicted model, not a curated record.